UGCAAGAACCAUAGAGCACGCAACAAAUCUUCUUUACUGGGAUGGGCUUAAAAGAAGUCCUAAUUAGAAAAAUAGAAGCUUUUAGACUUCUACAAACCGCCAAAAUGUUUCGCAAAUUUAACUUAAAUUUCACCAAAUCUAACUUACCUUUCUUCUUUAACGCGCCAAAAAUAUUCACCAAACUCAAAACUCAAAAUCCAAAAUAUUUCAUUGCCAUGUCAUCGAUCCGUGCAACAGAAAAUCAACAAAUCAGAACCCACCUGACCCCACCACCACCGCUUCGAUAGUUUCUAUAUAAACUCACCAAUACCCUGUUUCAUAGCCACACCCUCAUUUUCGAUAAUUUCAUUCCUUUGUUAGGGUUUUCAAAACCCUGAAUAGAAAUCAAAAGAUGAGCUCCGCCGCAUCGCCUUCAACCAAGGGUAGGAAAGGAAAGUCCAAGGCCUCCAAAUCCGUCUCACGUUCCGCAAAGGCUGGCCUUGAAUUCCCUGUUGGCAGGAUCGCCAGAUUCCUCAAGGAAGGAAAGUAUGCCGAGCGAGUCAAUGCUGGUGCCCCUGUGUACCUAGCUGCUGUUCUUGAAUACCUAGCUGAUGAGGUGUUGGAGCUUGCUGGGAAUCAGGCAAGGCUGAGCAAGAAGAACCGGAUUUCACCAAGGCAUAUACAACUGGCAGUGCGAAAUGAUGAGGAGUUAACCAAGCUGUACGGGAAUGUUAUCAUUCCAAGUGCUGGAGUGGUACCAAAAAUUCACCAGAAUCUUUUUCCGGCGAGCAUUUUAGAGAGGGAGAAAGAGGCCAAAAGAACAUCUCAAGAUUUCUAGGCAUGUUUGGGUUUAAUCUGUUGUUGCCUUUGUCAUGGUUGACUGAAGUUUAAUAAAUUCCCCCUUUUGGACAGCA
Molecule: messenger RNA, 893 nt
Organism: Sesamum indicum (sesame)
Lineage: Eukaryota; Viridiplantae; Streptophyta; Magnoliopsida; Lamiales; Pedaliaceae
Product: putative histone H2AXa
Cellular component (GO): nucleosome
Molecular function (GO): protein heterodimerization activity; structural constituent of chromatin; DNA binding
Source: RefSeq, a predicted model, not a curated record